This is a messenger RNA of Hibiscus syriacus, 751 nucleotides long. RefSeq lists its product as uncharacterized. The coding region runs from base 145 to 672 and encodes 175 amino acids. Lineage: Eukaryota; Viridiplantae; Streptophyta; Magnoliopsida; Malvales; Malvaceae. The transcript is spliced from 4 exons. The record is from RefSeq and is a predicted model, not a curated record.
AGUAAGCUAGUUGGUUUCGUAUCUUUAAAGCCAGCCUUGCAUAUAACGCACGUAUGGCAGGGGAAAGAGAGCCAUCACAUUGUAAAGAAAAAAGAACAAACGAAAAAAGAGAAUUGCAAGAAGAAAAAGAAGAGGGAGUUGAAGAUGGCAUCAAUGGCAACAUCAAAGCAGAUAUGGGAACAACAACAAUCGCAGAUGCAGCGCGUAAAGAACUCGGGAGUUAUCGUUAGCAACGAAACUCCAUUGAAGGAUGACAAGCAAGAGGAAACGGCCAAAUCUGCACUGGCAUUGUUUCGAGCCAAAGAGGAAGAGAUCGAGAGGAAGAAGAUGGAGGUGAGGGACAAGGUCGAGACUUAUAUGGGGCGCGUUGAAGAAGCAACUCGACGCUUGGCUGACGUUAGAGAAGAGCUUGAUGCCCUCAUAGAUCCAAUGAGAAAGGAUAUUGCGUUUCUGCGCAAGAGGAUAGACACCAUCAACCGGGAGCUGAAACCACUGGGACAGAGCUGCCAGAAGAAGGAAAGAGAAUACAAAGAAGCUCUUGAAGCCUUCAACGACAAGAAUAAGGAGAAAACACAACUAGUUGGCAAGUUAAUGGAGCUGGUGAGUGAAAGCGAGAAGUUGAGGAUGAAGAAGCUGGAGGAGCUGAGCAAAAGCAUUGAAACCCUUGGUUAAAAUCGGCGAUGACUAAAACAUGUGCUUUGCUUGCUGUAGUUUCACAACCAGUUUUCUGAUUGUUUGAUGUAUUUUUAUG